Drosophila serrata is the source of this 1036-nucleotide messenger RNA. RefSeq lists its product as uncharacterized. NCBI's taxonomy places the organism in Eukaryota, Metazoa, Arthropoda, Insecta, Diptera, Drosophilidae. The record is from RefSeq and is a predicted model, not a curated record.
GACUUAGUAGGCUUUGCCACAAUCCAAAUACCUUCCAAGCUAACCAAUAUAGAAAAUGCUUCAAAAUUUGUAGACUUUUUCAGUCCCUGUUUUUAGCCCAACAUGGAGGAGACUACCGCUGACCAGCUGAUAGACGGAGCCCUGGCCACUUUUCUCUCCCUGUUCACCUGGAUGUGUAUCCAGCUGAUGGGCCUCAUCGAAAGACGGAUUAAAAACUUGCGAAUGCUCUGGGACAGCACCUCGAAGAUCGAGCUGCUGGGAUACAACAGGGAGCACGAAAAUGGUAGCUGCAACCGCACCUUCGACUUGUAUCUGCACUUCCUGUGGAUCUUUGCCGGCAUCUACGCCCUGUCUAAGCUGACCCAACUCCUGGAGCUCUACCUGGGCCAGCGGCUGAUCCCCCAGCAGAGCUGCUGUGACGUCCGCGAGAUGAGCUGCGAGUGGGAGCAGACCCUGAUGCUGUACGAGGAGGACAAACGCCAGCUGGAGGCACAGGUGCAAUCCUGGCGCGAAAAGAACCUCAAUCUGGAGCAGACGAUCAAAGAGCUGCGCGACUCCAAUAUCCACUUUCUCAGCGAGAACUUUAUGCGCACCGUGAUGCAGGAACAGAAAAGUCAGCCAGCUCCGUCCAACAUCUAUAUCAACAAUAGCCACUUCCACCUCACACGUCAGGUCUUUGUGAGCGAGGGCCAGAAGGGCGGCAACGACAAGGGUCGGAAUAUCUGGAUGCAGUACCUGAAGAUGCGCAAAUGCUAUAUGGGCCCGAUCGCCGAUCCUAGCUUGACAGCUCCCAACAGUUCCGAGGAGUUGCUGCCCAUCGUUAUGACCACCGAGCAGUUGGCCAAGUUGCAGGGCAUGAUCUAGUUUACUUUUCAGUUGAAUGCAUUUCAAAAAACGUUGUUACAAUCAAAUCCGAAAAACUCCAUACAAAAAUAAAUCAAAUUUGGUUAAUAAAAAGAUUUUACCAUCUUUAAAAAUUCAAGCCAUGUUUACUAAAAGGACACAGAAAUAAAACGGUAUAUCUAUUUAGUAUUAA